GAAUUUUUCCAGACUGAAGCUGAGGACUUGGCAAGAAAACACAAAAUGUCUCCUGAAUCAAAAAAACUUUUCAACAUAAUUAUUUUGGGAAUCUCAUUUAUGUUUAUAUUCACUGCUUUCCAAACAUGUGGAAAUAUUGCGCAAACAGUUAUCACAAACUUAAACAACACAGAUUUUCAUGGUAGUGGCUACACAAGCAUGUCCAUUAUUUAUGGAGUAUUCUCUGCAUCAAAUCUUAUAUCACCUUCAGUGGUUGCAAUAGUAGGACCUCAACUCUCCAUGGUUGUUAGUGGCAUAUUUUAUAGCCUAUACAUUGCAGUUUUUAUCCAACCUGCUACAUGGGCUUUCUAUACUGCUUCUGUUUUUAUUGGCAUUGCAGCUGCUGUACUCUGGACAGCACAGGGAAAUUGCUUGACUGUAAAUUCUGAUGAAAACACCAUUGGAAGGAACAGUGGGGUAUUUUGGGCACUCUUACAGUCCAGCUUGUUUUUUGGAAACCUCUAUAUAUACUUUGCUUGGCAAGGAAAAACUCACAUAUCAGAGAGCGAUCGCAGAACUGUCUUCAUUGCUCUGACUGUUAUCAGUCUUGUGGGCACAGUUCUGUUCUUUCUGAUUAGGAAACAAGAGGACACAAAAGCUCCAGGGGAGGAAGAUUCUGCUAAUGAAAUCCUGGGGGACAGCUCGUCUGCACAAAACAAAAUGAUGAGAGCAGUGGCUGCCUUCAAGAAAUCUAUAAAGCUGAGCUUCACCAAAGAGAUUCUGCUGCUCAGUGUUACAACAGCCUACACAGGUUUGGAAUUAACGUUCUUUUCUGGAGUAUAUGGAACAUGUAUUGGUGCUGUGAAUAGGUUUGGCAGUGAAGAGAAGAGCCUUAUUGGUCUCUCUGGUAUUUUUAUUGGUGUUGGAGAAAUUUUAGGUGGAGGAAUCUUUGGUUUACUGAGCAAGAAUAAUCGCUUUGGCAGGAACCCUGUUGUGAUGCUAGGCAUCAUUGUCCAUUUCAUAGCCUUUUAUUUAAUUUUUUUCAACAUGCCAAAUGGUGCCCCUAUUGCUCCUAUGGGAGGAACAGAUGACAUUGCUUAUAUGAUUCCAAGCAAAGAGGUGGCCAUAUUCUGCAGCUUUUUGUUGGGCCUGGGAGACAGCUGUUUUAACACCCAGCUCCUCAGUAUUUUAGGAUUCCUGUAUUCAGAAGACAGUGCUCCUGCCUUUGCCAUCUUUAAGUUUGUUCAGUCCAUCUGUGCUGCAGUUGCAUAUUUCUACAGCAACUACUUCCUUCUGCAGUGGCAACUCCUGAUCAUGGUGGUUGUGGGCUUCUUUGGAACGAUUACCUUCUUUACAGUGGAGUGGGAAGCAGCAGCAGCUCUUGUUGCCCGUGGCUCAGACUACAGAAGCAUUUGA
This is a messenger RNA of Cariama cristata (Red-legged seriema), 1395 nucleotides long. It is a transcript of the gene MFSD11, whose product is annotated as major facilitator superfamily domain containing 11. Lineage: Eukaryota; Metazoa; Chordata; Aves; Cariamiformes; Cariamidae. The transcript is spliced from 13 exons. The coding region runs from base 46 to 1395 and encodes 449 amino acids. The record is from RefSeq and is a predicted model, not a curated record.